This is a messenger RNA of Pyrus x bretschneideri (Chinese white pear), 2313 nucleotides long. Its product is annotated as probable serine/threonine-protein kinase At1g54610. The coding region runs from base 290 to 2008 and encodes 572 amino acids. Gene Ontology annotation, molecular function: ATP binding; cyclin-dependent protein serine/threonine kinase activity; RNA polymerase II CTD heptapeptide repeat kinase activity. Lineage: Eukaryota; Viridiplantae; Streptophyta; Magnoliopsida; Rosales; Rosaceae. Gene Ontology annotation, cellular component: cyclin-dependent protein kinase holoenzyme complex; nucleus. The transcript is spliced from 7 exons. Gene Ontology annotation, biological process: positive regulation of transcription elongation by RNA polymerase II; protein phosphorylation. The record is from RefSeq and is a predicted model, not a curated record.
UUGUGGGCAGCUCAGCUCUCUCUCUCUCUCUCUCCCCUUUCCUUCCAAAUCAUAGCUCUCCUCCACUUUUGUCUCAAAAAGCUAAGCCCUUCUCCUCAAUUCCCACUCUCUUUAAUCAAAACCCCCCCUUUCCCCUUCUCCUCUUCCUUCCUCCACACACCCCAUUCCUCCCCCCCCCCCACGUCAUUAGGGUUUUUUCCUCUCCCCUUCCCCUCCUCUGCUCUGCUCUGACUCCAUAGCUGCAGAAGCAGAAUGUGCAGAGAGGAAAUGAGUCAAUGACUGAGAGGAGAUGGGGUGCAUCUUCAGCAGACAUCCGUCCGCAAACCCCGUUGGGAACGACGGAGAUGGCGAAAUUAGGGUUUCCAGGAAAGCAGAGUCCACCGCCGGCGGCGGUGAGGUCAGUGAGGUGAGGAAUGGUGUGAAUAAUAGUAUUAGUAACGAUGAUAGUAACAGUAAUCGGAAGGAGAAUGAGGAGGAGAGGAGUUCGAGGCCUAAAGGGGAGAAGAGACGCUCCUCCAAGCCCAAUCCUAGGCUCAGCAAUCUGCCCAAGCACCUCCUUGGCGAGCAGGUCGCCGCCGGUUGGCCCUCCUGGCUCUCCGCCGUCGCCGGCGAGGCCAUCAAUGGCUGGACGCCCCGCCGCGCCGAUACAUUCGAGAAGCUUGAUAAGAUUGGGCAAGGGACGUAUAGUAAUGUGUACAAAGCUAGGGAUGCUUUGACGGGGAAAAUUGUUGCGCUGAAGAAAGUUCGGUUUGAUAAUUUGGAGCCCGAGAGUGUAAAGUUCAUGGCCAGGGAGAUCCUCAUUCUGCGCCGUCUAGAUCAUCCUAAUGUUGUAAAAUUGGAAGGUUUAGUGACCUCGAGGAUGUCGUGUAGUUUGUACCUUGUAUUUGAAUAUAUGGAGCAUGAUUUGGCAGGACUUGCUGCAAGCCCUGCAAUCAAGUUUACAGAGCCUCAGGUUAAGUGUUAUAUGAACCAACUAUUAUCAGGGCUGGAACACUGUCACAACCGCUAUGUGCUUCAUCGUGAUAUCAAAGGGUCCAAUCUUCUUAUUGACAAUGGUGGGGUCCUAAAGAUUGCCGAUUUUGGAUUGGCUUCCUUCUUUGACCCUAAUUAUAAGCAACCAAUGACUAGUAGAGUGGUCACUUUAUGGUAUCGACCACCAGAGCUUCUUCUAGGUGCCACUGAUUAUGGUGUAGGUGUGGACCUCUGGAGUGCCGGCUGCAUUUUAGCUGAGCUGUUGGCCGGAAAACCGAUCAUGCCAGGUCGUACAGAAGUGGAGCAGCUACACAAGAUAUUUAAGUUAUGUGGUUCACCUUCUGAUGAUUACUGGAAAAAGUCAAAGUUGCCUCAUGCAACCAUUUUUAAGCCUCAGCAAUCAUACAAACGAUGCAUUGCAGAGACAUUUAAAGAUUUUCCACCAUCAUCGUUACCACUAAUCGAGACACUCCUUGCAAUUGACCCAGCUGAGCGUCGGACUGCCACUGCUGCAUUGAGGAAUGAAUUCUUCACAACCAAACCUUAUGCCUGUGAACCUUCUAGCCUCCCAAAAUAUCCACCCAGCAAGGAGAUGGAUGCUAAGCUACGGGAUGAAGAAGCUAGAAGAUUAAGAGCUGCUGGCAGAGCUAACGCAGAUGGUGUGAGGAAAUCUCGACCACGUGAUCGCAAGGGAAUUCCUGCUCCAGAAGCCAAUGCUGAACUUCAAGCCAAUCUUGAUAGGCGGCGUCUAAUCACACAUGCAAACGCAAAGAGCAAGAGUGAGAAGUUUCCUCCUCCACACCAAGACGGAACACUUGGCUAUCCUUUGGGUUCAUCAAAUCACAUUGAUCCUGCUUUUGAUCUUCCGGAUGUUCCAUUUAGUUCCACAAACUUUUCGUAUUCAAAAGAAUCCAUCCAAACAUGGUCUGGCCCAUUGAUAGACCCUGCUGCAGUAGGGGCUCCAAGGAGAAAGAAACACUCAUCUGGACAAAUUCAUUCGCUGUCGAAGCCCUCGAGGAAAGACUCAAAAAGAUGAGGGUUCAGCUCGGAUCGGUUAGGAAAAAUGGCAUUCAGAACAACUUUCUGUCGUUUGGUGAGACAAUUCAUGAGGCUGCAAAUGCUGCCGAUUCGUCCGAGCCGGGAAGGCCAUACAAAUUGCAUGGGGAGGUGAUAUACAAUUAUGUAUCUUGUAAUUCAGUUUUCCCAUUUGGUCUGUAUUAUUUUUGUACGAGAUGCUUAUUUAUAUUGUAUAUGCUUUUUUCCUCAUAUUUCUCUCUGCCUUCGAACACUUGUAUUUUAGGAUAUAGUUGUAAUUCCAAUAAACUUGUCUUGAUUACUCAA